GUGGAGGGGGGGGGCGGGAGGGGUCGAUCAUGGGGAACGAAGCGAGCCUGGAAGGAGGCGAAGGGCCUCUGUCCGGGCUACCGGAGGGGCUGGCACCUGACGGGAAGGGCGGCUUCGUCCGGGUCCCCGAAGGGACUCCGGUGGACCUGGGUGAACUCAGCGAGGAGCAGCGGAGGCAGCUCGCCGCGGCGAUGUCAAGGGCGCAAGGCAGGCAGCCCGGAGGCUCAGCAGCUGCACGAAGAACAUCAGUGUCUGAUACCCAUGAGCGUACCCAGCUGGUAGGGGCCUCCAGAGGCCCUCCAGGUCUCAGUAAAAGUCGAACUGUAGACGCCUUCAACCAGGGCCCGCCGGGCAAGCCCUCACCGGGCCGCAGCCCCUCGUCCCUCAGCCUUUUUGAAUCCAGAUUCCGGCAGGAGCCUAAAAACCCAGAGACCAAGUCAUCAGGCAUGUUCGGAUCCAGCUUCCUCAGCGGGGCCAACCCUCUCAGUGCUGUGUCGUCUAUGACCUCCUCUGUCUCCUCUUCCAUAUCCUCUAUGGGCGAUACUGUCAACAUCCCCAAGUUUGGACUAUUCGGGGAUGAGGAGGAUGGAGAUUCUUCUACAUCAUCUGAAUCCAAGCAAGGAGUAAAACCACCAGGCAAGGGCCCUCAGCAAGGGCCAGGCCCUAAGGGACCACAACAGGGAGGACCUCUGAAACAGGGUCAGGGCCCUCCUGGACAAGGGCAAAAGCCAGGUCAAGUACCCCCUGGGCAGGGACCAAGGCAAGGUCAGGGACCUCCAGGCCAGGGUCCUCCAGGUCAAGGACAACCUGGGCAAGGACCCAGACAAGGUCAGGUACCACCAGGCAAGGGGCCCAAUGCGGGUCCGAGUCCUCCUGGCCAAGCACCCAAACAAAGUCAGGGACCCCCAGGUCAGGGGCCCAAUGCAGGUCAGGGUCUUCCUGGACAAGGACCCAGACCAGGUCAGGGGCCCCCAAGCCAGGGGCCCAAUGCAGGUCAGGGUCCUCCUGGACAAGGACCCAGGCCAGGUCAGGGAUCCCCAGGCCAGGGGCCCAAUGCAGGUCAGGGUCCGUCUGGUCCAGCAUCCUCUGGGCAAGGACCUAGACAAGGUCAGGGACAACCGGGUCAGGGUCCCAAAGCAGGUCAAGGUCCUCCUGGCCAAGGCCCCCGGCAAAGUCAAGGAUCAUCAGGCCAGGGUCCCAACACAAGCCAGGUUCCUCCGGGGCAAGGAUCCCCUGGGCAAGCCCCCAGGCAAGGUCAGGGUCAACCCGGCCAAGGCCCCAAACCGGUUGGCCCUCCCCAGCAAAAAGGUGCAUCUCCUCAACAAGGACCGGGGAAGCCUGGGCCACCAGGCCCUGGAGCUCAUCCUGGAGAAUCAGCAAGGAGCGUAGGUUCUUCUGGUCAGCCGGGGCCUGGAAAGCCCGCAGGUGGACUCUGUCCACUGUGUAAAACCACCCAGCUGAACAUCGGGUCUAAGGACACACCUAAUUACAGUAACUGCACAGAGUGUAAGAACCAGGUCUGCAGCCUCUGUGGUUUCAGCCCCCCAGACUCAGCGGGAAAAGAGUGGUUAUGUCUUAACUGCCAGAUGCAGCGAGCGAUGGGCGGUAUGGAUCCCCCCGGCAUGACGAAACUCAAACAAGGCUCGGCCCCGCCCUCGCCCCAGAGACAGGCCCCGGGCAAGCCUGGCAAGCUGCUGAUAAAGCAGCAGAGCACAACCGACCACGGGUUAACGCCACCAACCACACCGAGGCAGAAAUCCCCGGGUCCUACUUCUCCCGGACCACUGUCCCCCGGUUCCUCAUUGGGGGGAUCCCCCAAGAUUGACCCCAAGACAGGCAGACCCAUCCAGCCGAAGUCCAGUCCACAGCAGUCUCCAGCUAAAGCCAAACAGGAGUCCAGCUUUUUUGGGGGCUUGGGAAGUAUCAGUCUGGGAGGCUUAACCGACGCCAAACCUCCGGCGUCUUCCUCACAAGCUUCCGAGUCCGUCACAGGGAAACUGUUUGGUGGGUUUGGCGGCUUGAUGGAAUCGGCAAAGCCUCAAGCGCAGGCCGCGCCGAAGCAAGAAGAGUCGGUGGCCGGGAAGUUGUUUGGAGGUUUUGGAGGAUUGAAAGAAACAACUAAAACCCCCGCUGCCGCUUCUCAGAUGUUCAGCUUCGGGUCGUCGCUCCUGAGUUCAGCGAGCAACCUCGUCUCUGGGGAGGAGGAAAAGGCAGCGGCUCCGCCACCGGGCUCCGAACCGGGUUCGCCUCUGGAUUCUGGCCCCGGCUCACCGCCCGACUCUCCAUUCUCUCCUCUCGGGUCUCCUCCCGAUUCGGAUUCUGCGCCCGACACCCCACCUGCUAAGUCCAAGAAACCCCAGAGAACCCUUUCCGUGGAGCAGGAAGAGAAGGAGCCAGUAGCCAAACCUGCACCUGCACCAGCACCUGCACCAACACCAAAAGAAAGCUGCCCCCUGUGCAACGUGGAGCUGAACACUGGAUCAGUAGACACGCCCAACUACAGCUUCUGCACCAACUGCAAGAAGACAGUUUGCAAUCUUUGUGGAUUUAAUCCAACUCCACAUUUAGGAGAGAAAGAAUGGCUUUGCCUCAACUGCCAGACUCAAAGAGCCAUGACGGGCCAGCUUGGAGACAUGCCACCUCCGGCCAUGGCUCCCCCACAGAAGCAACCACCUUCUCCUGCUCCUUCUUCCACCCCUGCCGCUGUAGAUAGCAAACCUGUAGUAGAAGCAUCAGACCUAACCCCACCAGCUCCCGAUACCAAGGUGAAAAUGGCAGAGACCAUGAAAGAGCCUGGAGAGAAAGAAAUAUCUGCCAAGGACAACGGUCCCACCAGCCCAUCUGACCUAGCCAAGCUGGAAAGCACAGUCUUGCCCAUUCUUGAGGCCAAGACACAACCGAAGGAAGAUGAGGAGUCACUAACAGACACCCUAAAGACCAGACGUAAAUUACAAGUGCUUCCUCUCUCACCUGACUCACCCAGCUCAGAAGAUGACCGGGGACUUUCUGAGAAGAACGCCAAAGGUACCACUAAGAAAAAGCUUCUUGUGCCUAUGGAUGUCAGGGCAGAUUCUUUCGAUGAUAGCAGUGAAAGCUUUGGGAAAGAAAGCCCGAUAUCUGGUGAUGAUGAGGAAUUUAUCCGAAAACAGAUUAUGGAAAUGAGUGAAAAUGAGGAUGCUUCUCCGUCAGAUGAGGAAAACCUCAUCAGACGCAAGAUAAGGGAGAAUGAGAAGAAAACAAUGGAACAGAAGACGACUGAGGGUGUAGAGAGGAGUACAUCAGGAAAAGCCAGGCGACUAACCAAAAAAUGCACCAUUAGUCCCGAUGACGAAGAGGAUAAACAACUACGUGGCUCAUCCGAUAAACCUGAUAUAAACAAAGAGGAGGAACAAGAACUCAAGGAAGGGAGUGGUACCGGAGUCCGCAAGUUCCGAAUAAUGGAGCUGAACUCAACCAGCAGCCCUCUGCAUAUACCUAACGAUGAUAAAGAGCCGGAGAUGGAAAGCCUUACAGACUCUCCAGAUGAUCGGUCUAGAGGUGAGGGAUCAUCCAGUCUACAUGCAUCCAGCUUCACCCCUGGGACAUCCCCGACAUCCCUCUCAUCACUGGAUGAAGACAGUGACAGUAGUAGUCCCAGCCAUAUCCAUUCUGGUGAGGGUAAACAACACAGGAAAGCCAAACACAGACAACCUGGUCAAACGCUGCCAACUAUUGAAGACUCUUCUGAAGAGGAAGAGUUACGUGAAGAAGAAGAGCUGCUCAGGGAGCAAGAAAAACAGAAGGGUUCGGGGAAAAAGUCCAAGAAAGACAAAGAAGAGAUUCGAGGCCAGAGGAGACGAGAGCGUCCAAAGACACCCCCGAGCAAUCUUUCGCCCAUCGAAGACGCCUCACCAACCGAGGAACUCAGGCAAGAAGCUGAGAUGGAGGAAAUCAGGCGAUCAUCCUGCUCUGAUUUCUCCCCCAGUGUUGAAUCAGAUUCUGAAGGAUUUGAAAUCCAUCCUGCAAAGAUUGCGGCAGUUCAGAAAACCUAUCAUCUUCCUAUUUCAGUAUCUCUACACUCCCCAACAGAUGCUCAAAAUCCCGAUCAACCACAGAAAAAAGCUCUCAAAACGGCUGAUGAGGCUUAUGAGGAAAUAAUGCUGAGGGCCAAGUCUCCAACACUUGACAAAGGCAAUAUUGAACCAGGAAAAGUGUCCCUUUACGGGGGCAUGCUUAUUGAAGACUAUGCCUAUGCAUCUCUUAUUGACAAUUCAACAGCUGAUACGGGUGGACCGGAAAAGAUUAAUGUUCCCGCUCAGCCCAAAACACUGAGAUCACCAGAUGAAGUUUAUGAAGAUAUGAUAAAGAAGAGGAAGGAAUUCAUCCAGCUUGAGGAGGAAUAUCAAAAGAUGCAGCCACAAAAGGAAAGCCCAAACCCAGAAAUUGUGUUGCAACCUGCUGAGGACACUUUCUCCAAAAGCACCACAGUCACAUUAGGCAAGGAUGGGAAGCCAUUGUUGGAUGCCGAAACUGCCUAUGAAGAGCUAAUUAAAAGAACUCUGACUCCUGGAACAAGUCCAACUCUGCAGGAGACAGAAGUGGAAGCCACUGCAUCUAAAAGAGCUCUCAAUCCCAUUCCAGACUUAAGGGUUACACAGUGUUCUUCAGGAGAGUUGUCCUCUGAUGACGAAAGUAUAAUUAAAAAAGAGGAGAAUAUAACUACAGUAUCAAACACGCCAGAGGCUUUGGAAUCUGAGCCUGUCACAGUGUUUGCAGAGUCCCCGCCAUCAUCCACAUCAUAUCAACAACCUCACACCACAAUCACAGAAUCAGAGCUUGAAAUUAUUGACUUAUCGAGUGCACUCCCAAGAACAUCAGUCCCGGUAAUUGUUAGUGUUUCACCCUUGCCCACAGUCCCCCAGUACACACCCAGUGUUCCUAGCGUAGUGUCAACUACUCCACCUUUACCUCCUAAGCCUUGCAUCCUGCUUAGGGCUAAUUCUCAGGAAAAAGCAGAAGUACCUGUUGCACCACCACUGCCUCCUCCGACCCCUCCAAAACCUACUGUUUUUCCCAGGAAAGCUCCUGUCCCACUUCCACCUCAGGCUUCAGCAACACAAAUCAGGCCAGAGGUGGUGGCUAUGACUGCAGUACAAGGGUCACCCACAAGACAAGCAGUUACACCAAUGUACAAGCCUCAAGUUCCCCCUCCUGUUGCCCCAAAGCCAUCCAUACAUGCAGGGAUUGGGGAUAGCUACCGGCCAGGACAUUGUGUCAAACCACCAAUUGCACCAAAGCCUGGCUCACAGCCUUCUUCACCUGCCCAUGUCCCACAUUCACCAAGACCCACUGUUCUUCCCACUGGUCCUAAUGACGUAGCUUUGAAUCUGAGUCCUUCCUCUGAGAGCAAGCUGUUUCAACCCUCCCCAAAGUCUCCCUCUUCUCCAAGAUACACCAGGAAUCUCCGUGACACAUAUGUAGUCAUCACAUUGCCAUCUCAGCCCAGCUCUCCAGUAGACAGUCUCUUAACUCAAGCACCCUCUAGCCCCGGCCCAGCAUCUUCUUCAUGCCACGCUCAGCCCCAAAGCUAUCACCAACCACAAUCUCAACUUCACUCUUAUCCCCAGCAUCAUCCACAAUCAACCCCCCCUCAAACAACCAGAGUGCCUCUGGCAUACACACGAGUCACAGAAUCUAUUGAAAAUCAAGAGUUUUGUGGCCCGGAGAAGCAUGUAUCUAGUUCUUGUCAUAUAAUUGAGGCUAUAUCUGCCUCUGCACAGCCACCUGUGGUUAUGCCUAAUCUGAUCUCUCAAGUGGUCACCACAGAAGUCCAAAGGACCACUGUCUCUGUUGUUCAUGAAAGGACAUCACCACCGGUGCCAGCUCCAAGGGCAAAUGGUGUCCCAAUCUCAAUGGAGAAACCUAAGCCCCAAUUGCCAGCACAGAUCGGACAGGCCGUCCAACCUUCUGAGGUGGUAGAUCUUAGGACUAUGAAGGUGGACCAACAAUCAGACAUGAAUGGUGUGGAUCUGUCUGCUGGCCCAGACUCAAGACGUCAGUCCUUUGCAGCUGACAUGAGUCGUCAGAACAGUGCCGUGCAGUCACCUGUGGUCAAUCUCAGUGCUGAAUCAUCCACUGUUUCUAUAGUGACUGAUAGUAUCACCAUUGUGACCUGUGCUGCCACAAUUGAACAAUGUGACAAUGUUGACAUUGCACAAGUAUCUUCAGUUCCCCUUCAGUUAACAAAAAAUAAAGCUUUUGAACCUGUUUCUCAAAUCAUAUAUCGGCCAAUUGAUUCUCAGCCAUCUAGUCCGUCUGGUAUCGAAACCCCUAUUAACCUCUCUAUCGGAUCCAUCACAGGCGGAGGUACUUUCCAGACCAAUCCUGUCACUAUUGCACCUACUUGUAUUGCAGGUUAUGUUGCCAAUGGAUUAACUACGGGCUCAACCACUGUGGCAGGAGCCGUUGACCUUAGCACAACAAAACCAUUCAACACUCUGGUAUCAGUGGAUGCUGCUUCUGCAGAGGCGGUCACAGCUGUACUCACAGAUGACGAUGGCAAACCAGUGGAUCUGACUGCAGGAAAAAGAGCUGUUUGCUGUGAUGUUGUGUACAAUCUCCCAUUUGCAGGAAGCUGCACUACUCAGCAAACCACUACACCCCUGCCUGAAGAUCGUUUUGGAUAUCGCGAUGACCAUUACCAAUAUGACCGAUCCUCUUACGGCAUGAGAGGGUUUGGUGGAAUCAAACCGUCAAUGUCAGACACAAACCUAGCAGAGGCCGGCCUGUUCUUUUACAAGAGUAAGAACAGCUAUGAUUUCAGUGGUACCACAGAGGGUGCAGUAGAUCUUACCUCAGCAAAGAUUUCUGAUGCAGGUGAAGCUGUUGACUACUCCAAGAAAGGAAGUUAUGCAGGAAUGACAAUCCCACCCUAUUCCCAAGCCAGAGUCACAAGCGCUGUUGGAACACUGUUUGGUACAAGCAGUGUCUUGAGGUCAUCCAAUGGGGUGGUCUAUUCCUCUGUUGCAGCACCAAUCCCAUCCACGUAUGCCAUUACCACCCAACCUGGGUCCAUCUUUAGUACAACAUACAACACACUUUCAGGUAUGCAUACGAGCGAUACAAUGCCUUCCCUUUCUGACAUCCAGAAUUUGCCACUUACAAGAUCCCAUAGUUUUCUCUCCACCAUCAACUCUACUGCAACAGUGGAACAAGAAGACGUCCCACUCAAUCUGGAAAUCUCUAGAAGGGGUAGCACUGUUGUCACAGCCUCUUUGUCCCUUGACUACACUGAUGCAUCCCUGGAUGCCAUAGCUGCUUCACUGGAAGCCCUUUCUUCACCCAUGGUUCCUGGGGAUGGCCAGUAUCAGGCAGAGCGUGAGAGACUAGAGAUGGAGAAACUGAAGCAACAGCGCUUGGCUGAGGAAUUAGAGUGGGAGCGCCAAGAGAUUCAACGGUUCCGAGAGCACGAACAACUCUUGGUCCAGAAGGAACUGGAGGAGUUGCAGGCGAUGAAGCAACACAUCCUGAACCAACAAGAAGAGGAAAGACAGGCUCACCUUAUGAUGCAGAAAGAAACAUAUGCCCAGCAACAGCAGCAGCUUGAGCAGAUUCAGAGACUCCAAGAGCAGCUGCGCAUGCAACUGGAAGAGCAAAAACUUCGUCAGAUGUACCCAGGUGGGGACCUACCAGGGCAUGGUGUGCAGGAGGCAGUUGUCCUAGGACCUGAUGGCACAGUACUAUCCCGGAAGAUAACAGAUAGUGGGUGCCAGACAGAUGAAGAGGAUGAGGCAGUGAGCAAAGCUUAUACAGCAGGGAGGAAAAAGAAAAGUACUAAAAAGAGUGUUGACAGUUGUGUGCAGACUGAUGAUGAAGAUCAAGAUGAAUGGGAGGCCCAGACGAGAAACCGACAAAGCCGGCCACGCACUGCUCGGGGUGACAGGGGUGGGCAUUCAGAGAUGUCUCUUAAAGCCCACACUGAGAUUUCUAUACAAACAGAUACAGAAGGCAACAUUCGAGUGGACUCCAGGAUGGAGCUGUCUGACUCUGAAAGGACCUCGCCAAAGAAACGACCCACCCCCUUAGAAAUAGGCCAAUCCCCUAACCGUAAAGUUGAUUCCUCUACGCUUCAAGCCCCUCCUAAAUCUCUCAACGUGCUUUAUUCCCCCAUAUCACCCUGUAUAUCACCAAGCAAAUCCCUUGAGUUUGUGUCCUAUGAGAAAUCAUUGGGUGAUACGAGCCCACAAAAGCUAAGAGGAAGUACCGAUCCACUGAAAGCCUCUCCAGUAAGUCCCAGGGCACCAAAAGCCAUACAGAGAUCGAUGUCUGACCCUAAGCCCAUGAGUCCAACAGGAGAAGAAAGAGCAACAUGUGGCACCCAGUAUGGUGAUACAGGGAAAGGCUCAGGUGGCACACCAACAGGCACUCAAAAGAAGGUGAAGAGGACCCUCCCCAAUCCACCUUCAGAGGAUGAGUCAACAACGAGUGGUCAGACAGCACACAACACUGGUUCGGCCCGUCGGAGAAUGUGCCGCAAUUCUAACAUGGCACGUGCUAAGAUCCUGCAAGACAUUGAUCGUGAGUUAGAUCUUGUUGAGCGUGAGUCUUCCAAGCUGCGCAAAAAACAAGCAGAGCUUGAUGAGGAGGAGAAGGAGAUCGACGCCAAGCUUAGGUACUUGGAGAUGGGAAUUAAUCGUAGAAAAGAUGUGCUACUGAUGGAGAGAGAGAAGAGAGAAAGGGCAUAUUUACAGAGUGUUGCCGAGGACAGAGACUACAUGUCAGACAGUGAGGUUAGUAACAUCCGAGAGACAAGGGGUGGGCUUGGAAGUGGUGAAGAUGAGGAGAUUGAAGGUCACAGUCUUGAACGUCCCAGAACAGCUCCACAGUCAGAACUGGAUGACUUUGUCCCUCCUCAAACCAAGUAUGAGUAUGGGAAAUACAGCCAGCAACAAUACUAUCAAAGCCAAUACCAGCAGUCUCUCUACCAGACUCCCCAGUCCUACCAAUCCCAUUCUCUCUACUCUUCUGUCCCCUCGCUCACUAGCUCCCAGCAGCAAAGUUACCACCAGAUGCUCCUGUUGCAGCAGAAAGCUGCCAGACAAGCAGCUCUCCUCUCAGAGCUGGAUGCAACUAAAUAUGAUGUCAUUAGCCGGCAGCCUGAUCCCACAUCGUCAGCUUACCUGGGAGUCAAAUAUGACAAAUAUGGCAACCACCUUGACCUCAGAGCCUUAGAAGUUGGAAGUAUGCCACGUAGCCCUAUGACAGCUGUCUCUGAUUCUUAUUACACAGAUGUAGAUCCCCAUACACCUCGCAGUUACAUGUUGUUGGAGGAUGCUGCAGAACUGGCUAAGGGCUCCACAGGUCUAUCCUCGUCUUACAGUCUGGCUGAGAGGGAGCUGGCCAAAGCAGAAAAGCUUCUGCGUAGGAGUGCUGCAGAUCUGUGUUCUGCUGAGUAUCUUGGAUCCACGUCUAGACUCCAUACUUUUGGAAAGACCCCCGAUGAAGAGGAUACAAUGGAGGAACCCUAUGAACUGAAACUCUUGAAGCAGCAGCUUAAGCAAGAGUUCAGGAGAAGUACUGCUGGGACAGAAAACAUAGAACAAUUGACAGGCCUCUCCCAGCACUACUAUACCCCAAGCUCGAGCGUCUCUAGUUACUCCCAAAGACAAUAUCCAAAGACAGAUAAGUACAGUAUCAGUCGACUUACUCUCGAGAAGCAGGCGGCUAAACAACUCCCGGCAUCAAUGUUGUACCAAAAACACAAGGCACCGUUGAUUGAUCCUAAGAUCUCUUCCAAGUAUUCCUCUGUUACAGAUAACAGGGGUUUGGAGACAGACUAUACCAGCUAUCUUGGGUCAACCAGUGCAUCUGCAAGAACCAGCAGGCUCUCGCAAGAUGAAAUUACCUUUGGCCUUCGUAAGAAUAUUGCAGAGCAACAAAAAUACCUGGGGUCCACCUUGGGUGCUAACUUGGCUGGGUCUCUAAAUUUGGGCCAGAGCCUGGGUUUGGAUUCCGCUUAUCCCAGUGGUAGUCGCUCAAGACCCUCGUCAAGGCCCACAUCUUGCUAUGGCCUGGACUUGUCUAUUAAAAGAGACCCCUCCAGCUCUUCGCUGAGACUUAAAGGGGACGGUGAAACAUCUGGAGAAAUAUCAAGCUAUCAAACUCCCUCUGGUCGCACCAAACCUACAAGCCUUCCCAUUGUGCAAAGUGGUCGUGGCAGACUACCCAUAGUUGCCCAAAACUCGGAGGAAGAGAGCCCAUUGAGCCCUGUUGGGCAACCUAUGGGCAUGGCACGUGCAUCAGCGGGACCUCUGCCACCGAUCUCAGCUGAUUCAAGGGACCAGUUUGGUUCCUGCCUCUCCUUGCAGGACUCCCAGCCACAGCAACAUAUCAGGGAAGAGCCAACCAGGGGUAGGGGUUACGUACUGCUGGAUGACCUUCAGGGUACCAUGUCAGAUAGUGAAGCACUAAGUGAUUCCCAGAUGGCUUUGAACAGAGACGAUGCAACCAAUGCUUACCACCUUAGACGAGAGGAGACCGAUUGGUUUGACAAACCUAGGGACGGGCGAUCGGAGAAUGGACAAGAGAAGAGACAGGGAAAAGGCCUGUAUUACCCCUUCCCUCACCUCAGGGUCAAACUGCAGAGGGAUCCCAAAGACCGUAGUGUCUCAGGAAAUGGCCUGGGUAUCCGUGUGGUCGGAGGGAAAGAGGUCCCUGGCAGUAAUGGAGACAUCGGAGCCUAUGUUGCCAAAGUCCUACCUGGGGGAGCUGCAGAACAGACAGGAAAGAUUCUAGAAGGAAUGCAAGUGCUAGAGUGGAGUGGAGUUUUUUUGACGGGGAAAACCUAUGAAGAGGUACAAGGGCUGGUCGGGCAGCCAUGCAACGAGGCAGACGUGUGUGUCAGACUUGAUCUCAACAUGUUGGCUGAGUCUGACGGUUCCGACCACCUGGAUUUCCAGGAGCACAGCAAAGGUGACAGGCCCCCCAGGUCCCCAGGUGUUGACCCCAAGCAGCUGGCAGCGGAGCUGCAGAAGGUGUCCCAGCAGCAGGCUCCCUCCUCCACCUCUUCCUCCGGGCUUCCUCCGACCACCUCAGCGACCUCCAGCCCAGGUCAGCCAGGAUCGCCCUCCGUCGGGAAGAAACGCCACGGCAGCAAGACUGCAGAGGGUAUGAAGACCCUGACCCACCCCAUCUGUGGAGAGAUUCAGCUUCAAAUCAACUACGACAAGCAGCUUGGCAACUUGAUUGUUCAUGUCCUGCAGGCCCGAAACCUCGCCCAGCGGGACAACAAUGGCUACUCUGACCCAUUUGUUAAAGUGUAUCUCCUACCAGGGAGAGGUCAGGUCAUGGUUGUCCAGAACGCCAGCGCUGAAAACAAGAGGAGGUCCAAACCCGCGGGCAAAAGUCUCAACCCCGAGUGGAACCAGACUGUCAUCUAUAAAAACAUCCACCUGGAGCAACUGAGGAAGAAGACCCUGGAGGUGAGCGUGUGGGACUACGACAAGUGCUCCUCCAAUGAUUUCUUAGGAGAGGUCCUCAUUGACCUGUCCAACACGGCCCAGCUGGACAACGUCCCACGGUGGCUCCUCCUGAAGGAGCAGAGCGAGGGGGACCACCACCGGCGCUCCCACUCGGGCCAGAGCCGGCACGGUUCCAGUAAACCCCCCUCGCAGCACUCCUCCCCUAAAACCGCCGGAGCCGCACACGACAAUCAGGACUCGCCGAAAUCGUCCGUCAUCAAGAGCCGAAGCCACGGGAUCUUUCCGGAUCCGGCCAAGGACACGCAGGUGCCCACUAUCGAGAAAUCUCACAGUAGCCCCGGCACAUCGAAGCCUUCCCCGUCCGAGGGCCAGGGCCAAAGCCACGGACACAGCCAGCACGCUCGCUCGCACGGCGCUUCGCGCUCCAGCAAAAGUGCCGCGCGGCAACGGCAGCAGGACAGCGCCAUAGCAACGGGCGAUGCCCCGCAGCAGCAGCAGCAGCAGCUGCCGCAACGCCUUCAACCAACUCGGUCGAGCUACAGGUCCGGCGAUGCUCCGGUCACGGCCGCCUCGCUGGACAGCGGCCUGAGCGGCAGUGCCUACAGCCUGUUGGACGAGGAGGGAGAGAUGAACGAGGUGGACAGUGCCAUCUUCCAGGUGCCGCGACUUGGAAAGAUCCCAAACGGCACGGAUGAGAUGAAGUCGUCGUUGGUACCCGGUGAGAUUGAAGGUAAGUCCCAGGUAAUGGGGGAGAUAAAGAUUGCCCUGAAGAAGGAGAUUAAGACGGAGGGAGAGCAUCUAGUCCUUGAGAUUCUUCAAUGCCGCAACAUCACUUACAAGUUCAAGACCCCGGACCACCUGCCUGAUCUGUACGUGAAGCUCUACGUGGUGAACAUCGCCACGCAGAAGCGGAUCAUCAAGAAGAAGACCAGAGUGUGCCGUCACGACCGGGAGCCGUCUUUCAACGAGACCUUCCGCUUCUGUAUGAACCCGGCGGGUCACUCUCUGCAGCUGUUCCUGGUGUCCAACGGGGGCAAGUUCGUGAAGAAGACGCUCAUCGGGGAGGCCUACGUGUGGUUGGACAAAGUGGACCUGCGCAAGCGGGUGGUGAGCUGGCACAAGCUGCUCGCCAGCACCGCCCAGAUCCACUCGUAGGAGGAGUCUCAACAGACUAAAGCUUGAAGAGGGCAUGAAGAGGGCCUCCCUCACCCUGGUCACGCCAUAGGUCCAACACCUGGGACACGGGUUCCUGCUCUCGUUGGGUGUGGGGGUUUGGGGGGAGGGGGGGGUUGGGUUUGAAAGUAUCUCUUUCUUCGAUCUUUGUUUCAGGCCUUCGGGGUUUUUUUUGGAAAUAGGCUUUUUCUUUUUUCUUUUCGUGGGGGAAAUUGUGAUGAUGAUGAUGACGACGAUGACGAUGUUUUGAGGGAGUAGUAAAAUGCGUUUACAGGAAAUGGACACACGUUGACGGGACGCGGGUGAGGAAGAGAGCGGCUGCUGAGUUCGUAGGUCAAGCACGGAAUCAACCAGGUAUUAAACACUUUAAUACGAAACGCACACACACACACACACACACACAUGCACACAAUUAUUAAAGACAACUUUGCACACUCAUUUGCGCAGAAGAGACAUUUUAAUUCUACAGGGAAUGGACACACUUGUGGAUUCGAAUUUAUUUAUUUAUUUAGAUGUUUUAUCCAUGACAGAUUUUCUCCAUUGCUUUAUUAUGAGUGCAGAGUUUUAUUGAUUUACAAAGCAUUUUGGGAAUGAAAUAUGGACGACUGCGCUACGGAGAACUCUUUAUUUUUGUAUUUAUGAUAUUAACGUAGAGUUCUAUCAUUUGACUUCUCCUCAAUUAUUUAAGUAUCUAAAAAAAAAAUCUAUCCCGGGAAAGGAUACAUAGUCUAUUUUGUAACAAACUACUUUGCGUUCCAGCUCUUAGAGGAGGAAAGGAAAUCUCAGCAAACAUGAAUUUAUUGAAGAAAAAAAACACAGACAUAUCUCCUUGUUCACUUUGUGUGUAUAUCAAAUUAGACACUACAUAUUUUGCGCAUGAGUCUAUCUACAUGGUAUGCUGUGCCACGUUUUCUGCACAAACAAAUGAUCACAUCUAAGGUUCACUUUGUAUAUAGUAUAGUAUCAUAGCCGGAAAUAAACAGACAUAUAUAGAUAGAUAGAUAGAUAGAUAGAUAGAAAGAUAGAUAGAUAGAUAGAUAUAUAGAUAUUUACCACAGACAAUCAAGUCUCAAUGAUUGUGACACAGAGGUUUUAUUUACCCAUGAUGCCCUUUAGAAUGUGUAACAUUGUUAUUUUGUAUUUGUUGUAUCCAGACACGUUAUUGUCAUCAUAUCAGUCCUGCUUCCAUUCAUGGGAGCGGUACGCUUGUGUGGUAUUUUGCACUUUUUCUGCCUAGAAUGUAAACCCUUCUGCCAGACAUGAGCUAGCCAGACUCUUUUUUUUCUUCUUUUUUUUUAACUUUCCAAAGGGAGAAGGUAGAGAAUUGAAGUAAAGCAACGCCGUUAAAAGAGGAUAGAAAAAGGCACCAUUACCAUUCUGAGAUACAACAAUGCCAUUCCAGCAGCACGCUGGUGUUUUGUCUACAGCUUUAUCGUCAUAAAUGGGUUGCUGUCUUGAUGUUGCCACUCACAAGUCUGCACCGUCCGUUGUGUCUUGAAAACAAAAUCGUUGUGUGCGCUCGAAUGGGGGGGGGUCGAGGUGCAGGCGGGACAGCUGGCUUCAUUCAUUAUUUUCGGUCCAACUUAGUGACAAUUGAUAUCUGAGUGAUUUCUAUGCAACAUCAACUCUCUUAAAGGUCGUCGCUGCAUCUCGACCUGCCAGAAACGUAAGAGUGAGCGAAAGCAUUUAUACAGAUUUUUCUUUUGCAAAGCAGUGUUGUCUCUCCAUAAUUAUUGCUUUAAUAUGAUUUCUUUUGUAAUCUUAUUUUGUAUUGUUGAUAUGAAUCUUAAUUUAUUCUCUGUGAGACUAUUUUAUAUGUUGUAUUAUUUGUUUUACGGGACAUAUCAGGUGUACAUAUAAAAAAAAAAAAAAAUGUGAAAUUUUGUUUUAUACACAAUGUAAUACUUGUUUACAAGGUUUAGAAGGCCUGAAACUCCUUGGCACCAACACACACUCGCAUAUGGCGAAUUACAUGCACAAACCCCAAAUUCCACAUAGUUAGGAAUUAAGCUAAGAAAAAUUGACCAUCCUUAUUCCAAAUAUUCCAAUUAGUGUGCACUCCCCAUUUGAAUGCUUUCCAUUUUGUAAGUGAUAUUACAAAAAAAAGACAAAUUGUAAUCAGUGAACGUUAUACCUGCUAUGAUAGUAGUGUUCAGUGUGUGUUUUGUUUUUUCAUAUUCAUGUUCCUGUGUGUUGCAUAUUCAUACCAAGUCCAUGCAUGUCAUUCGCUGUAAUGCAUAUCUCUUCUUUUAAGUGUUGUCCGUCUAAAACUAUGGACUUUAAAAAUAUCUCGUGACAAAGAAUUACACACUCUAUCUCUCUCUCACACACACACACACACACACUCACACACAUACACACAGAUGCUAUCUCUCUAUUUCCAACCUUGUAAAUACAUAGCUUUUUAUACUUGGGUUUGGGGAGCAAUAGGUCUUUUAGCAGACAAAAGGGGGUGUGUGAUGAUAGAAGUAACAGGAAGUUGUUUUUCUUUCGAUCAAUAUACAGUGGAUAGGCUGUGAAAACGACCAUAUGUCUGUCCAUAGAGACCCAGAUUUACCCGAUCACUUUACGACCAAACAAUGAAGGUUUACCAGAGUCGAACUACACAGAACUAUAUCUCAACAACACGAGCAGUUGCAGGAUAAUUUAAAUGUGCUCACACUGGAUGUUGCAUGUUUCGUUGGUGGUUCAUACUAUUUUUGUGUCCAGAUAUUAUUAAAGAAAAAAAAAAAGAAUGAGCUUUAGAAAGAUAUAGAACAAAAAUGCUGUAGAGAGGGAAAUUAUGAAGAAAACCUAUUCAGAUUAUUGAAGAUGUAUGCUGACUGUUCAAAGAUUCUGCUUGUAAAAACCCGUCUGGGUUUUCACUUGUAAGUAAACAGAAGAAGAAAAAAAAAUCUACUGUCAUGGUUUUGUGAUUGUAUACAGGAGGUAUUGAUAAAUUAUGCAAAUCGUGCUGUAAAAAUGGCUGUUGCCCCAUGUCUAAAUAUUAAAUAUCAGUACAAAUGA
Molecule: messenger RNA, 15638 nt
Organism: Pungitius pungitius (ninespine stickleback)
Lineage: Eukaryota; Metazoa; Chordata; Actinopteri; Perciformes; Gasterosteidae
Gene: pcloa
Product: piccolo presynaptic cytomatrix protein a
Exons: 26
Coding region: 30-12614 (4194 amino acids)
Biological process (GO): presynaptic active zone assembly; protein localization to synapse
Cellular component (GO): membrane; cytoskeleton of presynaptic active zone; GABA-ergic synapse
Molecular function (GO): structural constituent of presynaptic active zone; protein binding; metal ion binding
Source: RefSeq, a predicted model, not a curated record